Molecule: messenger RNA, 4570 nt
Organism: Nothoprocta perdicaria
Lineage: Eukaryota; Metazoa; Chordata; Aves; Tinamiformes; Tinamidae
Gene: SGSM1
Product: small G protein signaling modulator 1
Exons: 23
Coding region: 20-3133 (1037 amino acids)
Biological process (GO): activation of GTPase activity
Molecular function (GO): GTPase activator activity
Source: RefSeq, a predicted model, not a curated record
CAAGAUAGCGGCUCUGUUCAUGAAGGUGGGCAAGAGCUUUCCUCUGGCGGAGGAGCUUUGCAAGAAGGUGCAAGACCUGGAGCAGCUUAUUGAGAACGCACGAAACCAAGUCCCGGGCGUCCCGGAGAACGUGCGCAAAGUGCCCAAGCUGCCCAACCUGUCUCCUCAAGCCAUCAAGCACCUCUGGAUCCGCACAGCCCUCUUCGACAAGGUCUUGGAUAAAAUCGUGCAUUACUUGGUUGAGAACUGCAGUAAGUACUAUGAGAAGGAAGCUCUCCUGAUGGAUCCCGUGGAUGGGCCAAUCCUGGCAUCUUUACUGGUGGGGCCCUGCGCGCUGGAGUACACCAAGAUGAAGACAGCCGAUCACUUCUGGACAGAUCCCUCGGCCGACGAGCUCGUUCAGAGGCACCGGAUCCACAGCUCGCACUGUCGCCAGGACUCCCCGACCAAGCGCCCUGCGCUCUGUAUUCAGAAAAGGCACUCGAGCGGCAGUAUGGAUGACCGACCAUCCCUGUCUGCCAGGGACUACGUGGAGUCCCUGCACCAGAACUCCCGCGCCACGCUCCUCUAUGGCAAAAACAACGUCCUGGUGCAGCCACGCGACGACAUGGAAGCAAUCCCGGGAUACCUGUCGCUUCACCAGGCUGCCGACAUCAUGGCGCUGAAGUGGACUCCCAAUCAGCUGAUGAACGGCUCCGUGGGGGAUCUGGACUACGAGAAGAGCCUAAGCUCUAAAAUUUCCCAGUGUCAAGAUGUGACCAAAGAAGAGAGGAGCCAGAUGACAAAUGUGUACUGGGAUUAUGCCAUGACCAUUCGCCUGGAGGAAAUCGUCUAUUUGCACUGCCACCAGCAAGUAGACAGUGGUGGGACUGUUGUCUUGGUGAGCCAGGAUGGGAUUCAGCGGCCUCCGCUGAGGUUCCCCAAAGGAGGACACUUGCUACAGUUCCUGUCCUGCCUGGAAAACGGCCUCCUACCCCAUGGGCAGUUGGAUCCACCCCUGUGGUCGCAGCGGGGAAAGGGGAAGGUGUUUCCCAAGCUGAGGAAGCGAAGCCCCCAGGGCUCCUCCGAGUCUGCGUCCGACAAGGAAGACGACGAAGCCACAGAUUAUGUUUUCAGAAUAAUCUAUCCAGGGACACAGGCUGAGUUUGUGCCCCAGGACCUGAUGGACACGCAGGCGGGUGGCCUGCCUCCCAUGUGGCAGCCGAGCACCCGCAAGUCCUCCUGCUCCUCCUGCUCCCAGAGCGGCUCCUCUGACGGCGGCCCGUCCAACGGCUGCAGCCACGAGAGAGCCCCACUGAAGCUCCUGUGUGACAAUAUGAAGUACCAGAUCCUCUCCAGAGCUUUUUAUGGAUGGCUGGCCUACUGCAGGCACCUGUCCACCGUGCGCACCCACCUCUCUGCACUGGUUAACCACAACAUCGUGUCUCCAGACGUGCCCUGCAGCGCCAGCUCGGGCCUCACCGUGGACAUCUGGCAGAGAUACCUGCAGGACAGCACGAGCUACGAGGACCAGGAGCUGCUGCGGCUGAUCUACUAUGGUGGCAUCCAGCAUGAGAUCAGGAAGGCCGUCUGGCCCUUCCUUUUGGGCCACUAUCAGUUUGGGAUGACGGAGGCGGAAAGGAAGGAGGCUGACGAGCAGACGCGCACGUGCUACGAACACACCAUGGCCGAGUGGCUGGGCUGCGAGGCCAUCGUCCGGCAGAGGGAGAAGGAGUCGCACGCCGCAGCCCUGGCCAAGUGCUCGUCCGGGGCAAGUCUGGAUUCCCACAUUCAGAGGAUGAUGCACCGAGAUUCGACCAUCAGCAACGAGUCUUCGCAGAGCUGCAGCUCCGGCCGACAGAACCACGCGCGGCUGCAGAGCGACUCCAGCUCCAGCACACAGGUGUUCGAAUCAGUUGAUGAAGUGGAACAGACUGAUGCAGAUGCUCAGCUGGAAGAUGGCAAACAAGGCAAGAUCCCCAAUGGGACGGUUCCCAACGGCACAUAUUCCCCCGACUCCGGCCAUCCAUCUUCCCAGAACUUCUCCAUCACGUCGGGAUUCUCAGAGCGCAGCUUCAGCAAUGAGGACAGCGCCCUGGAAACCACCAAAUCCUCAGCGAGUUCCCAGGGAAAGGGCAGUGGGUCCGAGGUGCCAGCCCCGCAGAGCUCAGACCCUGUCCUGCAGGGGCACGGGCUGCAGGGCCAGGACAGCCUGGAGGGCGAGUUUCCCCCCAGCAGCGGCAUGGGCUUCGGCGCAGCGGGCGAGAGCGCCGUGCUGCAGGACCGCGACGCUGUGGCCCUCACUGUGGUGGAGAGCUGGGCAGACAGCGAGGCUGAGAAGCAAAGCCUGGUGGAGAGCGAAGAUAACCUCUCCGAGGAGCCCGAGAUGGAGAGCUUGUAUCCGCAGCUGGAUUCCCUGGCUGUCACUGAUCUGGCCAACAAUGAGGCAUCGCCUGUCUCCUCGUCGGGCGUCACCUACUCUCCAGAGCUGCUGGACUUGUACACUGUGAACCUGCACCGCAUCGAGAAGGACGUGCAGCGCUGCGACCGCAACUACUGGUACUUCACCCCCGCCAACCUGGAGAAACUGCGCAACAUCAUGUGCAGCUACAUCUGGCAGCACAUCGAGAUCGGCUACGUGCAGGGCAUGUGUGACCUGCUGGCCCCUCUCCUGGUCAUCCUGGAUGACGAGGCUCUGGCUUUCAGCUGUUUCACCGAACUUAUGAAAAGGAUGAACCAGAAUUUCCCCCAUGGGGGAGCCAUGGACACCCACUUUGCUAACAUGAGAUCUCUGAUCCAGAUUCUAGACUCUGAGCUAUUUGAGCUCAUGCACCAGAAUGGUGAUUACACUCAUUUCUACUUCUGCUACCGAUGGUUUCUCCUGGACUUCAAGAGAGAACUGGUGUAUGAUGAUGUAUUUGCUGUCUGGGAGACCAUCUGGGCAGCUGCACACGUUUCCUCUGCGCACUAUGUGCUCUUCAUAGCCCUGGCUCUGGUGGAAAUGUACCGGGACAUCAUCUUGGAGAACAACAUGGAUUUCACAGACAUCAUCAAGUUUUUCAAUGAAAUGGCCGAGCGGCACAACACCAAGCAGAUCCUGAAGCUGGCCCGCGAUCUCGUCUAUAAAGUCCAGACUCUGAUCGAGAACAAGUGAGGGACCUGGGUAAGAAGAGACAUCCAGACAAAGAGCCGGGACGCCCCUCCGAUGCUUCCUGCCCCCUCGGUUCCUGAAGUGCCACACCUGUGGAAAUAAGGUAGCUGGACACCUACUGUUUCCUCAAGUGGAAGUACCUUUAGUUCUAUCAGUGCUGUGUUCAGUGUUAGGUCCGGGGACCCUGGCUCCGUUCUUCUCGGCAUUCUGCAGUGACUUGACCAAAGAUCUGUACAAUUGCAUUUUCUUGUUAAAGACUUGCUUUGGAAGCAGAGCCCGGGCAGACACUUCUUGCCUUGCUGCAGUAGAAGUGCAGCCUGUUUGGUUACCACUACAACUGCAAAGGCAGCUGCCAGCAUCCCGGGGAGAGCAGGGCUGCCAGCCUCCUUGGGCCCCCGUGGGCUCCACAGCCUUUGCUGCAAGGAAAUAAAGCUGCUUCUUGGCCGGCAGGGCACCCAGCCAGCCCUGCAAGCCCAGGCAAGACCGGGAUGCUCUCAAUACUGUCUUUCUAACAAGCAGUAUGAGGUUCUACCAGGAACAGAGAGGGACUUUGAACACAGAAGUUUCUCUUCUUUGAUCUUGCCCCUUGGUGCAUAGCAUCACCCUGGGGUUUUUACACUUUUUUGUUACUCUAGAAAUUGAGCACACAGAGUUUCCACUCGAGGGGGAUUUUCAGAAGAGCUCUGAAUUCAGCAUUGGAUUUCUCUUUCAAAAUCCAGCCUCUGCAGUGGGCUCCAAGCACUAGAAAAUCUGGUCCUAACCUCACCUGGGGACUCCAGAGCUGAGGUUUUCAUACCUGCCUUAUCUCGCUGCCUGCGUUAGGAGCCUGGUGUCCCUGUGGCUCCCGCAGCCGUGCGGGGCAGCUCCUUGGAAGGCAAGUCAAGGCUCCCGACCAUGGUGGCUUUUCUGACUCUCCCUCCCGAGGUGCCUGUCUCUUCCUCUGGGAACUAAGCGCCCGGUUGCCCGUGGCCAGCCCGUGCAAGCAGCCCCACGGUGCCUGCAGGGCUGGGCUGUGCGUGCGGAGCCCUCUGCUCUGCAGGCAGCCUCCGGCCGGGCUUGGCCACUGCUCCCCGCUGCACCCGGAGGAGGGACCCGGGAGACCCGGAGGCGGCCGCCUUGGAAGACACGGGCAGGGGCUCUCCCGCUGCAGCACCCUGGGUCCCUGCAGCACACUGGGUCCCUGCAGCACCCCAGGGCCCAGUGGCACCCCGGGGCUGCGCUGCGGGACCUUUGCAUCCCUUUUCAACUCAGGUAAAAAACACAAAGGAAAAGGAGAGGGGUGGGUUGUUCUUGGGUCUGGAUCAGGCAGGGAGGGCUUUCUCGUGGCCCAGGACACGGCCGUGACCGCGUGCUCCUAGCAGCGGGGCACACGCUUUGUUGGAGCUCUCUCUAAGGGUCCUUGCUCUCAAGUUUUGCUGCAAAAAUCUGUAUUCCCUGCCC